AUGUAUCGCAAGCGCAACGGAUCUCUUGGCUUCUCCUUCACGCGCUUCGCCCAUGCCGCCGUUCCUAAUUUCUUCGCAGAUGAGACCCCUACCCGCAUAGGUGACCUGACGGGCUACCGUCGGGACAUGUGCUACAUGCACCAGAUCGCCUCUGCGAACCCCUACGUGCUUGAUGAGCGAUCCUUCUACGUCGCCGGCGUCGUCGACUCCGAGAGCGUGAGCAAGAAAGUCUACGCCAAGCUGAAAAAGAACGAGAUCUUGAUGGAGGACGGACUGGUGGACACGCACAGGAUCGGGCCCAAGUUCCCUCACCAGCUGGCCCUGUUGAAUAUCUAUAGGCAGAAGGAACUGGUCGGGAUGCUGUUCUGGUGGGAGGAAGAGUGCCAGCGUCUGCGCAAGUUGGACGGCGAGGAGAAGGAGCUCGACGGCCUGAUCUCCGAGUCGGAGGUGAAGUUGACCAGCACGGACGAAGAUGGCGCAGAGAGACAGGCCGUGAAGCAGACUCUAGACCAGCUGAAGUUCGCGAGGGAGCGGGUCAGGAUGAAGCGGAGACAGAGACCCAGUCAGCGAGAUCCAGAUGUCGAGGCGGACAAGGACGAUAUCAUGAUGGCCUUUCACGGACGGAGCAAGAGUGUCCCGAACGUUGGUGUCGGCGGGGUGGUCGCUGGUCCGGUCGCGCCGAUACAACGGGGGCAACCGCCGCAGUAUUUUCCUGGUUCUUGA
This is a messenger RNA of Fonsecaea monophora, 723 nucleotides long. RefSeq lists its product as hypothetical. The record is from RefSeq and is a predicted model, not a curated record. The transcript has a single exon. NCBI's taxonomy places the organism in Eukaryota, Fungi, Ascomycota, Eurotiomycetes, Chaetothyriales, Herpotrichiellaceae. Bases 1 to 723 code for a protein of 240 amino acids.